Messenger RNA from Verticillium dahliae VdLs.17, 2283 nucleotides. Its product is annotated as DNA topoisomerase. Bases 1 to 2283 code for a protein of 760 amino acids. The record is from RefSeq and is a predicted model, not a curated record. Gene Ontology annotation, cellular component: nucleus. Lineage: Eukaryota; Fungi; Ascomycota; Sordariomycetes; Glomerellales; Plectosphaerellaceae. Gene Ontology annotation, biological process: DNA topological change. Gene Ontology annotation, molecular function: DNA topoisomerase type I (single strand cut, ATP-independent) activity; DNA binding. The transcript is spliced from 5 exons.
AUGCGGGUUCUUUGCGUGGCCGAGAAGCCGUCCAUCUCCAAAGCCGUUACUGAUCACCUGUCUGGCGGGCAAUCACAGACUCGCAACACAAAUGACCGGUUCACCAAGAACUACUGCUUUAGCUUUAAUUUCGGCCCACCAUGGAACCAGUGCGACGUCACCAUGACAGCUGUCCGCGGCCAUCUUCUCGGCAUGGAGUUCACCCCUGCCAACAAGAACUGGCAGUACCCCCCUCCAGACUCGCUAUUCCAUGCGCCGAUCGUAACGACUGUGGCUUCUGACAAAAAGGCGGUUGCCGACAACAUCGAGCAACAAGCACGCUACUGCGAUCUCCUCAUCAUCUGGACGGAUUGCGAUCGCGAGGGCGAAAACAUCGGACGAGAAAUCGUUGGACUGGCAAAAAAAGGAAAGCCGACGAUCCGCGUCAAACGAGCCAAGUUCAGCAACAUUGAAAGAACUCAUGUCAUACAAGCGGCGAAGAACCUGGUGGAUCUCGAUGAACGUCAGGCAGAUGCAGUGGACGCCCGAAUGGAGUUGGACCUCCGGAUCGGUUAUGCCUUUACACGGUUCCUGACCACCAACCUGAGGAACCUCGGCGGACCACUUGUUGAAAUGAUAAUUAGCUAUGGAUCCUGUCAAUUUCCAACACUGGGCUUUGUCGUCGAUCGAUACUUCCGGGUUAAGAACUUCGUACCGGAGCAAUUCUGGAGCAUCCACGUCAACCACACCCAAGAGGGCAAAAAAGUCAAGUUUGCCUGGUCAAGAAACCGUCUCUUCGACCGCAUGGCCGUCACCAUCUUGUACGAGCGAUGCAUCCAGGCAAGAACAGCAAAAGUGACCAAGGUCCAGGAGAAGCCGACGCGCAAGUGGAAGCCUCUCCCGCUCACGACCGUCGAGCUGCAAAAGGCAGCUACACGUCUCCUGCGCAUGAGCGGCCAGCAGGCCAUGAGCGUCGCCGAGGACCUCUACAACAAGGGGUUCAUCAGCUACCCGAGGACCGAGACGGAUCGUUUCGACAAGGAGAUCAACUUGCGGAACCUGGUGCAGAAACAGACGCAGUCCGACGCCUGGGGACAGUACGCCCAGGACCUUUUGAGCGGGAGCUUCAGUCAGCCCCGACAAGGCCGGCAUGACGAUAAAGCCCAUCCGCCCAUUCACCCCGUUACUUUUGCUUCGCCUUCUGUUCUGACCCAUGACGCGAAACGGCUGUAUGAAUACAUUGUACGUCGUUUUCUGGCCUGCUGCUCGGAUGACGCAAAGGGUGUGUCGACGAACGUGGAGAUUCUCUACGGUGAAGAGAGCUUUCACGCCCACGGGUUACAUGUGCUGGAGAGAAACUAUCUGGACGUGUUCGUCUACGAGAAAUGGAAUGACACGACGGAGCUGCCCAAGUUCAGAGUGGGCGAGGUCUUCCAGCCCACCGAGGCCAUGCUGACCGAUGGCAAAACCAGCCCGCCGAGCUAUCUCACGGAAGCCGAUCUCAUCGCGCUGAUGGAUAUCAACGGCAUCGGCACGGACGCGACCAUGGCCGAACACAUCCAGAAGAUCCAGGAUCGGGAGUACGCAGCCCUCAUCGACCAAACAGGCCCAGCGGCACAGGAUGACGACGACGAUGAGGUUGAGUCACCGCCGGCCAGAGGAGGGGCAAGAGGGGGCCGCAGCAGCCGUGGAGGCAGAGGCCGAGGCGGUCGUGGAGGACGCGGAGGGGCGUCAUCCUCCGGCGGACGGGGUCGUCUCAAGGUGUUCGUGCCGACGAAACUGGGCAUGGCACUCAUUGUGGGAUUCGAUCGGAUGGAGCUGGAGACCAGCCUCGGCAAGCCAUUCCUGCGAAAGGAGAUGGAGGCCCAGAUGAAGGCCAUAUGCGAAGGUCGCGCUUCCAAGGCAGAGGUCCUUCAGCAGAACAUCGGUCAGUAUCGGCAGGUCUUCGCCCUCACGCAGGAGAAGAUGAACACCCUCAAGGAGGUUUGUUUGCCCCCGCCCCUUCCCCUUCCCUUUCUGCUGCGGAUCUUCCUGCCUCGCAUGCUGACACACACACACAGGCCUGUCGUGAGUUCAUCUUUGCGUGAGAGGUUGAGCACUAGCUUCCAGGGCUACACCCUCCUCCGGACCCUCCCCACGAUGGCACAGAGUCACGGUUUUCGCCCAGAACGCAUGUCGUUGAAAUCGGCUCAACAGGUACCUCGGACCGACGCAAGUAUGCACGCAAUCGAACACAGUUUGAGGUAUUUGUUGCCCUACUAUCCCUACCACACCGAGGCAGGUAGGUGGGGGGUGUCGAGUUAA